Molecule: messenger RNA, 4151 nt
Organism: Spirometra erinaceieuropaei
Lineage: Eukaryota; Metazoa; Platyhelminthes; Cestoda; Diphyllobothriidea; Diphyllobothriidae
Source: the annotation of a GenBank genome assembly
AUGUUCUCCCGGCGUGGUGACGCCGUUUGCACUUCGCGACGGUGUGAGCUGCGCCACCUGGCUGCGUGCGCGGAGCGCGUGAUAACACGCAGGCAAAUCGAUGUGUCUGUUGAUGGAGUUGGUGUCCGACGCCUCCAACAGCUCUCGCCCUGUCUUGUUGCCGGCUCGCGUCAAUAUCCGCGUGUUGACGAAGUCGAACUCAUGCCCUUCCUCCAGCGUGAGUGGCGAUUUGAGAUAGUGGGUCGCCUCUCCGAACGGCCCGUUUGUGCUUAAGUAUUCGUGAGCUCAGACGUCGUCCUGUCUGGCCUGUGUAGUGGCAAGGACAGUUUUGGCACAGGAGUCGAUAGACUACGCCCGACUGUUCACCUGCGUCCAGCCGAUCCUCCAUUUUCAUGAUCCUGCUACGCAUGGUAGUCGCCGGAUGAUGAGCGAUGCCCACGCCUAGCUCUGACGCAAUGCGUUCUGUAGCCUCGGACACAUUCUUUAUGUACGGUAGGGAGUACCAAAUUAUUGGUGUCUCUCUUCGGUUUGUCCGGCGUUGGUGCGCGCGUAUGCAGCGACUGAUAAAACUAUUUGGGUAGCCGUUCUUUGUUAAUUGGUCCCGGAGAUGCCGUAGUUCAUGCAUCCUUCCUUCGAGCUCGCUACAGUGCGUUUUUACCCGGUCGAAAAGCGCCCUCACAGAGCCCCGUUUGUGCACCAAUGGGUGGUUGCUAUGAUAGUUGAGGACCUGGGUUGUAUUGGUCGCCUAUCUGUACACUGUAGUGCUGAGUUCACCGUCAGGUGUGCGCGUGACGUGCACGUCCAGGAAGGGUAGUUUUUCGUCCUCCUCGUCUUCUCUUGUAAACUGAAUGUCGGGGAAUAUGCUGUUAAGUAAGUCUUGAAAACUCGAUAGCUUGUCCUUGGUGAACCCAUCGGUGUGCUCCUAAUUUGCUCAUACUUAAUCCCCUCGAGGGAGAAAAAUGCCUUUAGGCAGUGUUUCUUGAGUUCUCUGGGGCCUGAACUGCAGGCUUGCUAUCGUCCUCACCGUAAUGUUAACUUAGCAGGUCACUGAGUGUUUCGACCACAAGGGCCUGCGGUAUUGGCCUAAAGAGUAAGGUGACAUCUGAUGGCACCAUCCCCUCAUUCGGCUCGAUUUCGACCGCAUUUAUUUUGUCGCAAAAUUGCUCUACUGGCUGCAUCGUCGUUAGUGAACCACUGGUAGAAAUACACAAUGUUUUUGCAAGCUCGCAUGUCGGUGUGCCUCGAAGUGAGACGAUUGGCCGGAGGGAGGCAUCUGGCUUUUACAUCCACCCUUCUUUACUUUUCUUUUCUUUUCCUUCUUUACUUUUACUUCAUCCUUCUGUAGUUGAGCCAGAGUUCUGUUCGCUUCCACCAAUAAUGACUUUAGACUGGCAGCGUCGCUGACUGUGUAGGACUCUCGAUUGUUGAGGAGCAUGAAGGCUUUGUUUCGGCAGACUACGCUAUCGAGGAUAAUGGCAGGAUAAUUAUUUCUGUGCCCGCUUUUAACUCCAAUAGAGCUUUUUAUUGUUUUCUUCUCAGCAAAUGGGCUUUUUAGUGAUAAAUGGAGUGAAAUGGGAUUGCCUAUGUGCUCCUAUCUUCUUCAUUCUCAUGUUCUUCAUCGCGUUGAUGGACGCAUAUCGCCCGGAGAGGUCAGACAACAAAAUCGACCACCGAUCUCAGAGAAAACUGCUCAAUGUGGGAGGUAUGAAGGCAUCUCCGAGUGUUACCGGCGGCAACAUCUACGACUUCUUGUUUGCGAAUAACCGCAAGCCAAAGGCCGCUAAAGAAGCGGACGUUAUCGAGAAUGCGCACCCAUAUCAACUCUUGACAUUCGGUGUGUGAUAGCAGACCCACUUGCAGACUCACGUAGCAGCCGUUGGGUCCCUGCCACCCCCUCGCCGAUAUUUGCCGUUCACGUUCCUCGUCAAGCGUUUUUUGUGGACCAAGGGGCGUGGCGGUACGCCUAGGUGCAGCUUUACAUCAUCCCGGCAACCUGCAGCCUCUCCCGCCUUUGGUCUUUUUGAGUUGGUCAUGGCACUGGGGACAGGAGGAGGAAAAGAGAUAAUGGUAGAUGCCUCGCAAUUCUAUCAUCACUAUGAGCUGAUUCACGCGCAAAUCACCGUGCCUGCUCCCACCCUGUUGUAGAGUACAUGGUGUACAUGAUCGAAAUCGACACUCGAACUCUCGAUGAAAGCUAAGCAAAAUCCCGAUCUUUUCACCCCAUCUUUCCCCGGAGAGUACUGGAGGUGAAGUGAUAAGAAAGGCUGCCAGAUAUCGAGGUGCCGAAAAGAACGGGUAUCUUUCAUAUCGACGCCAUACUGAGGCAGAUGCCAUAGCUAUGGAGCAGCCACGUCGUGAGGGUGGAUGAAAAGCGCCUGCCCAAGCAACUAUUCACUUACUCGGGAAUCACUUCCUACCUUCUGCGAGGGUGAUUGACGUUUUGUUGACGUAACAAGUAGCCUGUUCAAAUGGUAGUGGCAUUCGCCGCUCUGCCCUAUUUUCAUAAAUGGAGAGACGGACCCUCGUCUUUGUGGCGAAUUUUCAUUCCGGAAUCCUAUUUUCAGUAAAACAACUCGGAUACGAGGCGUUACUUUCAUUGGUUGUUUUGCAAACAACGAGUGAAUAAGAUCUUUACAGCCGAUAUAUAUGUCAGCGUAGCUUCAGAUCUCUCUCAUUUGUACUUUUAUGCAACCAAACUAUAAAAUAUUGGUGCAUCUGCUUUUCGCACGUGUUUUACACUCGAGCCAGGAACCAGAUUCAACGGAGUGGUUUUCCGCUAAACAGGACUACGACCCCCCCGGACCUAGCCAGCACUCCAGUUGACCUCCUAACUUGUACGUCCCUCACUUUUGGCCUUUAUUCUUUCUUACACGAGCUUAUUUCUAAGGCCACGACGCAAUCAUGCUAUAUUCGAGGCAGAUACUGUUUCUGACUCUACGGGCGUUUAGGGUAAAAAAGUCGUUGAUAGCAAAUAUGUUUUUCGUAAAUAUGCCUAGAGAUUUUCUGUUUGUGGAUGACGUCAGAGCUGAGGAAAGUCGUGGUGCAUACGAAGUAAUCCAUAAAGCUUACGUGAACUGUAAGCAUCGAGAAAGAAUCCGGAUAUAUUAUUUAUGCAUUACAGAAGAGCCCACCUAUCAACAAAUAGACAGCAAUGUUUGAGAGUAGGGUGAGAAUGGUGCAAAUUUCACUUAGCAGAUUUGAUGAAAAUGAGCUUAGGCAGAUUAACUUUUAAAUAAAUAAGUAUGCUAGGGAGGGUAAAUGUGUGGAAAAAGGGUUCGGGUGAGUUGUAAAGUUAAGCAGCGCCUCUUGAUCGUACGCGGAAAUAUGGACCUCAUGUGCUACGGGUGGCUUUGCGUACAUAGGGUACACGCUCCCAUGCAACAACGUGAAUCCUAACCCCCUAACCCUACCGUCCCCUCGAAUUUAGGUCAAGGCCACCUGUCAUACUGAGGGGUCUACAUUUCCGUGCCCCAUCGCACCUGUUUAUAACAACCUUCCAAAUCAGCUUGUAGGUUGCACUCUGUCUGUGGGAUGAUGUAUCAUCUUCAGUCGGAUGCUUGUCCUGGUGAUUAUACCCUGAAGAUACUCAUGCCAGCCUUCCGACGAAAAAUAAGUGUUAGAGAAGUCAAGGGAAUGUCCCCCGUUGUGAACAACGAAGUUGUUGGUAAAAUAAAACUCCAGCUGAGUCCGUUGUUUAACAACACUUUUAGUUCGUAAUACGUGUCCUCUACGUUAAGAAUACUUUUUACUGAACAUACGAUAUACUUUCCGGAGUAGAGUGUGGAAUGAUCAGCAUAACUGAUUCUGUAUGUUCGGCCGUAGUUGAAUAGUGUCGAGUAUCGUUCCACCAUUCACAGAGAACGGGUACUAGGGAGAAGUUCAAACAUGUAUUUCCACUGGUCUUCUGUGACUUCAUAGAGCACAGCAGGGAAUUCAGCUCUUCAGUGGGUCAAAUGAAGAGGGCAUCUGCGCCCUUCCUCGCCUCCGGUCUUCUUGACUCCGUCUUUACACCGGGUCCAGGUGGGGAGUGGGGAAUAGAGAGUGUGGUAGAUGCUGCGCAUGUCUACCAUCACUAUAACCUAAUGUUCGCUCAAGUCACCGCGCCCGCUGCACCUAUCUGGGUAGCACACGGUGGACAUCCUCGGAAUUGA